AUGACUUCUGAGAACAACAACAUCAAGGAGGAGAGCUUCAAGACGCAGCUCGACAACGCUGCGGACAACGCUCGCGAGAUGGAGAACCAGAAGCCCAAUCCUGUCGUCGAGAAGAGCAAGUUCUCCAGACAACAUUUCACGGAGUAUGUCCCUGUAGCCGCCAAGGUCUUGCCCGCUCGCCAAAGCCCUCCCAAGGAAGAAGACAAGCCUCCAGGACCUCCCGAGCGACCGCAUCAUGACCACAAGAUUGAAGAUUUCGUGAGGGACCAGCACAGAAGUCAAGGCAUUGAGGGUGUUUUGGGACAGGCUUCCAAUGACGAGUAA
Molecule: messenger RNA, 324 nt
Organism: Fusarium pseudograminearum CS3096
Lineage: Eukaryota; Fungi; Ascomycota; Sordariomycetes; Hypocreales; Nectriaceae
Exons: 2
Coding region: 1-324 (107 amino acids)
Source: RefSeq, a predicted model, not a curated record